This is a messenger RNA of Desarmillaria tabescens, 1107 nucleotides long. Its product is annotated as HAD-like domain-containing protein. The coding region runs from base 72 to 827 and encodes 251 amino acids. The transcript is spliced from 6 exons. NCBI's taxonomy places the organism in Eukaryota, Fungi, Basidiomycota, Agaricomycetes, Agaricales, Physalacriaceae. Gene Ontology annotation, molecular function: phosphatase activity. The record is from RefSeq and is a predicted model, not a curated record.
AGGACAUUGACACUGCAGCCUCGUUGGCAGUUGCAUCGAUAUUCUUGCUUCCCACUUCCAAGUCCGCAGAAAUGGUGGCCACCAUAGUGGAAUAUGUGAUUUUUGAUAUGGAUGGAUUGCUGAUUGAUACAGAAAGGAUUCAUAUGGAAGUGACCAAUCAGAUCCUGGCGCAGCAUGGCAAAGAGAUGACCUGGAACAUCAAAGCAGGGUGCAUGGGCAAACCCGAGAGAGCAUUGGCUGAGCACCUUCUCUCUUUCUUUCCCUCAAUCUCACUAUCCGUCGAUUCCUACAUCGAACAAAAGAACAUCCUCAUAGACAAACUCUUACCCUCUGUCCCCCUUCUUCCCGGUGUGCGUAAGCUCGUAGAGCACCUUCGAAAGCAUAGGAUUCCCAUCGCUGUAGGGACUAGCUCCGGGCGGCUGAGGUAUGAGAAAAAGACGAGCCAUCUAGGUGACGUAUUUGAGUGUUUCGAAGGGAACAUCGUAUGCGUUGAUGAUGAGAAGUGGGGAGGAAACUCUAUGAAAGGAAAGCCGGCACCGGACAUUUUCUUGGUCGCGGCUAGAGAGCUGUUAGGCAGGGAUGUAGGUGAACCAGGGCUGGCUUCGGUAGACCAAAUAUCGGAGAGGCAGAAAGGUCUAGUGUUCGAAGAUGGGUUCGCCGGUGUGCAAGCUGGGAAGCGAGCGGGAAUGAACGUGGUGUGGGUACCGGAUAGUAAUCUUCUGGGUGUGGAAUAUACUGGAGACGAAAAGGCAGAUGUCACUCUCGGAUCCAUCGAGGAUUUCAUUCCCGAGAAAUGGGGCCUUCCACCCUAUGACAAGGAAUCGUAGUCUUGCUUUCAUUAGAUUGUUAUACGUAUAUACAGUAUCUUAGCUAUCGAUGACCGCUAAGAAAUUCCAUUCCGUAACGCGAGUAACCUUCAUUGUCAACCCGUUCGCCUUAUUCAAUUCUUGAUAAAUCAUCGAAAUCCCACAUCGAUGUCCUCCUUUAUAGAACCGACAGUGUCAAAGAUCAAAAUUCACAGGCCACUUUCUUGGGAACGUGCGCAUUCCGCGUAGCUGUUUAGUGCCCCUACUUACAUCCGUCUCAAUGCGCUGUGCACGCUCUUUG